UUUUGGAUAAAUGGUUGGUUGGUAAGAAAUCCUCUGAUUCGGCGUGUUAUUCGGAAAAAUGGCGACAGCAGUUUUCGAUGCGACCAACAUGGUGCGAUGCCGAUAUGGCUCUACAACAAAUUGUUCGGGGUGUAGCGACGGGUAAUCGAAUGGCGCUCUAUGCACGAUCCUUUUUUCAAUCAUUACUUUUUACAUUGGGUUCAUUUGUACAGAAUUGGGCUUGGUCCGUUGUUGUUCUUGGCCUUGCUGCAUAUUUGAUAUGCUCAUUUGGCCUGCAAUAUGUUCACAUCGAAACCGAUCUGAUGAAAUUAUGGGUCUCA
Molecule: messenger RNA, 320 nt
Organism: Gongylonema pulchrum
Lineage: Eukaryota; Metazoa; Nematoda; Chromadorea; Rhabditida; Gongylonematidae
Source: the annotation of a GenBank genome assembly